UAUCGGUCGCGAUUGUCAGUCUGCAAGGGAAACCAUUUCAAUCAACCCCAAACGCUAGCGAUUCCCCACGAUGGCGUGUAGCUUCUGCCGAAAAUCAAGUGCGACGGCGUGCGACCGACAUGCGGGUCCUGCAUCGAGCACGGACGCGACUGCAUGUAUGCAGCCGUGUCGCAGGAGGAAAACGCACGGCUGCGUCUGCAGAAACGCGCACGACGAGCAAGGCUUGCGGCGAUCGAAAUCCUCUCCGAGCCGUCCUUGCAAGCGUGUAUCGUCCGCCAACGCUCGCUCUCUGCGGCCACCGUCACGAUCGCAAGCACGGACCAGCAUAAUGGUCUGGUGACCAUCGACAGCUCAGGAGCGCUACCGUUGCAUCCUCAGCUCGAUGCUUUCUUCCUCUCCAACCACAACGAGCAGAAUGGUCGUCUCAUUGCAAGGCAGCCGAGUCCCACAGAUCCUGCAUUAGCAUCAGCGGUCGCGGACAGUGUCCCUGUACCUCGCGGCUUGACCAUCUCGCCCUUCAACUCUGCGCACGCGGCUGACGUGGACAUCCACGGUGGAUGUGGUGGCAAUCACUGUGAUGAUGACAAUGUCACAUGCAAGCCUGCCGCUUACCACAGGCAUGGAGACCACCGUUCCGACCAGCAAAUGCCUCUCUCUCAUCUCAAACGGCCUAGCGUCUUGCUCUCGCCACGGUCCAUACCCCUGCAUCUGCGAGCAGCCCCGCUCUCGACCGAUUCACGAAGCCUUCACCCCUUGGAGAACAAAUUCGCUACCGCCGCAGCCUCAGUUCCGAUCCCUUCGCUCAACCUGCCACAAUUGUCACCGAUGGACAGCAGCAGCAUGUUGCUCUCAGGGAGCAGCCCAGCUUCGCCGACGCUCGACAAGAGCUCACCAUUGUCACCCCCGCAGCCGCAAUCACUCCUGCUAUCGCAGGAUCCUCUGCGAUUGCACGUGCGGUCGUCGCAUUUCUCCAAGCACUCCGAGAAUACACGGGCGACGCGCGCGCAUGGCCUGGACAUCAGCCGAGGCCUGCGCUCCAGCUCCAACACGGAUGUGCGCACCAUCGGCGGUACGCUUGGUAGCGGGACCCGGCGCUCGCGGACCAACACGGUGAACAACUCCGGUGGAGCUCCCGUACCGUCCCCUAAGGUCGGCGCCAAGGACUCUCCGCUACUUUCAUCGGGAAACAAGCCAUACAGCAAGCCUCCGGCCAGAGCCACUCGGCCGCGCGCACUAACGGUGAACUCUGCAGGUGUGUUGCAAGCGCAAGCGGACGACACGCGGCGACAUCGCAGUAAGCGUCCAUUGAGCGUGAACAUUGAUCGUCAGCAGUUUUCGCCUCUGCUGUCUGACCUGCAGGACCCUGUAGACCUUGUCGGCUUGCGCGCCACUCAGCAUCUGACCGCUAUGAGCAUGUCGCUCUCUCCACCUGUUGCUAAUCCUCGGCCGGCGGGUACCACCAGCAAUGCACAGAGCAACGACUCUCCAGUGAUGGGCUACGUUGUGAACCAUGACUCGCUCGGUGCUAGAGUCGGUUCGACCUUUGCUUCCCAGAACAGCAGCACAACAUCUCUGCAUCAGGCGCAGAGCCAGGCAUAUGCACUCACCUUUAGGUCGAUUCCAAGCUUUAGUGCUCCCAAUAGCGGCACGGCGGGGAGUAUCGAUAGCUGUUUGCCGGGCAGCGUUGAUCCACCUCCCUACCUCGUGCUGCCAACGGCCUCAGAUAUUGACGACAGUGAUACCGCCAGCAGCCUAAAAGCGCCGUCGACCACCGCCUCUCCGGUCGUAGACACUUUUGCUUUUGCUGCACUCCUUCAGGCAGAUGCAUCGAGCGGGUAUCAUGAUUGCAAAUCGUCGAUCAAGCACCUCCCAGCCGCCAACCGUGGUACGCUCCAGGGCUCUUUGUACCCCUUCUUAACGCUCAACGUGCCAGAUCAGUUGCACAUUGAUGCCAACCUAGACAGCCUGGCGCACUCGUUGCACGGUUCGCCUAGUCUCUUCCAGAGCGAAAACAAAUACGAUCAAGGCUCGCUCUCUGCACAUCUCCCGCUGCAGUUCAUGAACCUCGAAGAGGAACACUUGUCGCCGCUGCACCAUCCUGCUUCGUCCGCGUCGCUUAACGAAGGCAGCACCGCAGCAGAUGGAGCGGCGUCACUCUUCUCCACCUCCUGGGAUGGCAUCACCUCGACGCCGUCUGAUGCUCUGCCAGCGUCCGCCUUGAUGCCGAACAGCAUCAUUGACGCGUCUGCAAGUUCUCUCGGUCUCUACUUUGACCAUGCGCCUUCGAAUCAGACCAACGAUACCGUCGAUCGGAAUGAAGAUACUCGCAUGCAGUGGCAGCCGCAGCUCUUGCUUGUUUCGCCUGCUCAGCUCGAUGUGGAAGUGACGACGCAUUCGAGUGAGCAGCAGCAGCCUCAACAUUUUGCCUCUAGCGGCAACUUGCGCUACCAAGCUGGUUCGCAGUCGGCUGUAUCGGAGCAUCGUGUCGGCCCGUGGCUGCGCCAACAAGAUUGGAUAGGUACAAGCUCGAUGAACGUCAAGGCGCACCAGCCGACGCCGACUAGGCCGUGGGAGCACACACUGGCUGAUCUCCACCGUCAGGCUGAGACGUGCCUCUGACUCGCCAGUGGCACCACCCGCUCCAGGACGCCGCACAAUCGCAUUUCUCUCAGCAUUGCUCUAUGCACGCUUCGUCUUUUUCAGCAGAUAUCGCACCGUACGCUUAUCGUAUCAGCCAGUCUCAUAUCCUCGUGCCUGUCUCUUCAAGCACUCAUCCCGUAUUUU
Messenger RNA from Tilletiaria anomala UBC 951, 2784 nucleotides. RefSeq lists its product as uncharacterized. The record is from RefSeq and is a predicted model, not a curated record. The transcript has 2 exons. NCBI's taxonomy places the organism in Eukaryota, Fungi, Basidiomycota, Exobasidiomycetes, Georgefischeriales, Tilletiariaceae. Bases 154 to 2619 code for a protein of 821 amino acids.